Molecule: messenger RNA, 967 nt
Organism: Sinocyclocheilus grahami
Lineage: Eukaryota; Metazoa; Chordata; Actinopteri; Cypriniformes; Cyprinidae
Product: zinc finger protein 664-like
Exons: 1
Coding region: 15-710 (231 amino acids)
Biological process (GO): regulation of transcription by RNA polymerase II
Cellular component (GO): nucleus
Molecular function (GO): RNA polymerase II cis-regulatory region sequence-specific DNA binding; DNA-binding transcription factor activity, RNA polymerase II-specific
Source: RefSeq, a predicted model, not a curated record
CCCUUAAUUAUCACAUGAAAAUCCACACUGGAGAGAAACAGUACACAUGUGAUCAGUGCGGAAAGAGUUUUAGAAAAAAAGGAGAACUUACAUCACACAUGAGAGUUCACACUGGAGAGAAACCGUACGCUUGUGAUCAGUGCAGCAAAACAUUUUUGAGAGCUUCAGACCUGAAGCAGCACCUGAGAGUUCAUACAAAGGAGAAACCACAUUCAUGUUAUUUGUGUGGAAAGAGUUUUUCACAUCUACAAAGUUUGAAAAUACAUCAGAAAACACAUACUGGUGUCAGAGAGUACAUGUGCUUUGAGUGUGAGAAGACUUUUACUUCAGCGAGCCGUUUAAAACUGCAUGAGAGGAUUCACACUGGAGAGAAACCUUACAAGUGUUCACACUGUGACAAGAGAUUCAGUCAGUCAGGAGCCCUGAAAACACACGAGAGGAUCCACACUGGAGAGAAACCUUACAAGUGUUCACACUGUGACAAGAGAUUCAGUCAGUCAGGAGCCCUGAAAACACACGAGAGGAUCCACACUGGAGAGAAACCUUACAAGUGUUCACACUGUGACAAGAGAUUCAGUCAGUCAGGAGCCCUGAAAACACACGAGAGGAUCCACACUGGAGAGAAACCGUAUCACUGCACUGCAUGUGGGAAGUGUUUCAUUAAUUCAUCUAAUCUACACAGUCAUACUGAACACAUUCACAGUAAGUAGAUAGUAAGUAGUAGUAAAAGGCACAUUUACGUGACACUCUCCAGGCCUGCAAACACCAAAGAUCCAUACAGCGUGACUCCUCGUGACCCCCGAGGGCAGGGGUCUGCAACCUUCAACAUCAAAAGAGCCAUUUCAGACCCUUUCCCACCGGAUAAAACUCUUGCACUUUAGGGCUGUGCGAUUCAUUUUAUUUUCGAUAUUUAGUUUGUCUAAAAUGGCCAGGCUCCUUGGGGUUUUCCAUUUUUGAAACUGGAACA